AUGCGUUCGGCCGCCUUCUCUGCCCUGAUGGGCUUCGCCCUCGCCGGCAUCUCGAUGGCCUAUGGAUCCGCCAACCUGCUCGACCACGGGUGCAGGCCGAUCGCGCGUAGGACCGAUGCCAACCUCGACAAGAGGCAGCUCGCCGCCGCCGGCGAGGGCCAGGAUAUCACCAGCUCCGGUGGCGCUUCGGCUGCCAAGUACAGCUGCGACCCCAACAAGUGCAAGCUGCCCGACUGCCACUGCGCAGACACCAACCCGCCCGGCGGUCUCGACCCCAAGGACGUGCCCCAGUUCAUCGUCUUCACUGCCGACGACGCCGUCCAGAGCUACACGAUUGCCGCCGUCGACCAGUUCCUGGCGCAGCGGAAGAACCCCAACGGCUGCACGCCAAAGAUGAGCUACUACACCCAGACGAUGUACACCAACUACUCGAUGGUCACCGAGCUCUACGUCAACGGCAACGACGUCGCCGACCACACCAUGACCCACGUCGCCCAGGCGCCCGCCGAUGAGAUCGACGGCAACCUCAUCACGCUCAACGCCCUCGCCGGCAUUCCGUACAAGUCCAUCAUCGGCUACCGUGCCCCCUUCCUUAACUACACUCGCCAGAACCUCGAGCACCUUCACGGCGCGGGCUUCACGUACGACUCGUCGUCGACGUCGUCGGUGCCCGUCACGGACCCCAACACCGACGCCUUCUGGCCCUACACGCUCGACAACGGCAUGGCCAACGACUGCCAGUCGGUCGACAACAUCUGCAACGGAGAGCCCAAGCUGCCCGGAUUCUGGGAGAUCCCCAUGUACGCCAUCUUCGACGAGAAGGGCGCCGCCGGCGCGCACCUGAUGGACCCCUGGCUCGACUCGCCCAACCCGGACGACGUGCUCAACUGGAUGAAGAACACCUUCAGCGACCAUUACAAGGGCAAGCGCCAGCCCUUCGGUCUCUACACGCACCCCAUCCACGUCUCGCCCAACUACCCCGGCCAGCCCGACCAGGCCCAGAUCAACAAGAUGAUCAAGAUGAUCAACUCGUUCCUCGACUGGGCCACCACGAGCGCCGACAUGCAGAACGUGUGGAUCAUCAGCAACAAGCAGCUGCUGGCGUGGAUGAAGAACCCGGUGCCGGCGAGCCAGCUCAACACGAUUGACGAGUUCAAGUGCCAGACGCCCGAUGUCAAGGACCACAUCUGCAACGGCUUUGCCAAGAACUCGGACCUGAUGCAGCACUGCAUCAGCAACACGCAGGGAGACCCGCUCAACAACUCGCCGUUCUACACGUGCUACGGCUGCCCGGAGACGACGCCGUCGCCGCAGAACCCCAACCCGCCGCAGAAGAACAACGAUAACUCGGUGCGGACGCGCAUCAACGACAGCUGCGACACGCCCUGGUGGGACCCGGUCGCGGGCAAGUGCCUGUGCUCGGGCAGCGGCUGCGGCUUCAGCGACUCGACGCGCGCCAUUGGACCCAACGGCGCCAACCUCACCUCGUCGGGCAGCAACAACCUUGACGGCAAGGCGGCGUCGGCCACGGCCAGCCAGGACCCCUACCGCAACUUCAACGGCGCCGCCGCCACCGUCAAGAUGGGCAGCGUCGCCGGCUGGGCCUCGUCGCUGGCCGUCGGCGCCAUCGCCGGCGCCGCCAUGCUGCUGGCCUAG
Pseudozyma flocculosa PF-1 is the source of this 1656-nucleotide messenger RNA. RefSeq lists its product as uncharacterized. The coding region runs from base 1 to 1656 and encodes 551 amino acids. The record is from RefSeq and is a predicted model, not a curated record. The transcript has a single exon. Gene Ontology annotation, biological process: carbohydrate metabolic process. Lineage: Eukaryota; Fungi; Basidiomycota; Ustilaginomycetes; Ustilaginales; Ustilaginaceae.